Molecule: messenger RNA, 1020 nt
Organism: Punica granatum (pomegranate)
Lineage: Eukaryota; Viridiplantae; Streptophyta; Magnoliopsida; Myrtales; Lythraceae
Source: RefSeq, a predicted model, not a curated record
AUGGGAAGGAAGGAGAUAAAGAAGAGCAAGAUGAUGGAGAUCGAGAGGAGGAGAGAAAGGAAUGGUGAUGGUGUUGUCCUCCGUAUGCUCUCUGCAGUCCUGACCGAAAGAAGAAGAGAAAGAGAGCGAGUUAAAGCUGGUGAAGGUGGUCGUAAUUCAGCCAUGAGAGGAGAGGGAAGGUUUACGCUACUGUCGUUCUUUCUCACUUAUGGUGUAUCGUAUGCACACAUCGACGUGCCAAACUUUCACCCGAAAUCCACUCCUGUGGUUCAGUCGGUCACAGUCGACCAGUCUGGUUCUGGGAAUUUUACCACUGUGCAGGCAGCAAUUAACUGGGUCCCCGCUAAAAACAACCAGUGGGUCCAAAUACAUGUUAAACCCGGUUCAUACAAGGAGAAAGUGACCAUACCUCAAGACAAGCAGUUCAUUUUUCUCGAAGGAGAAGGUCAAGGAGCAACGUCAAUCGAGUGGAACGAUUACGGGCACUCCGAGAACUCUUCCACCUUCACUUUAUACGCUGAUAAUUUUCUUGCAUCGCAUAUAACCUUCAAGAACACACAUGAUCUCGGUAUUUCUGGUCCUCAUAAAUUUGACGUGGCACCGGCCAUCAUGAUUUGGGGAGACAAGGCAGCGUUUUACGACUGUGGAUUUAUGAGUCUGCAGGAUACACUUGGUGACUGGAAAGGCCGUCACUUUUUCCAAUCGUGCUACAUCGAGGGUAGCGUGGAUUUCAUAUGGGGGCGGCGUUGCGUUUCCGCUGAUGGACAGGGCUGUAAGAUAACCUCCACAGCAGCCAACCUCGGCCCUGGAAGAGUUAUAGGUUUUGUUACUGCCCAGGGUCGAGAUGAGCCUCAUACAAGUGCUUUCGUAUUCAAGGGUGGCUCGGUGGACGGACAGGGGCUCACGUAUCUUGGGAGAGCAUACAAGGAGUACUCGACUGUAAUAUUUUCCCAGACCUACUUUGGCAGCGACAUUGUCCCUCUGGGUUGGGAUGCUUGGCAUGACCGCGGACAUGAGUAA